Messenger RNA from Acaulospora colombiana, 135 nucleotides. The record is from the annotation of a GenBank genome assembly. Lineage: Eukaryota; Fungi; Glomeromycota; Glomeromycetes; Diversisporales; Acaulosporaceae.
AUGAAAGACACCCCUUAUCCAUCUGAUUCAUUCCCAACUUCUGUCGCCAUAGAAGUCGCAACCUACACUCCAACACACGGCGGCCCAUCUGCUCACAUCCUGGGUAACUACUUGCACCCGAGUCUUCAAUCUUGA